Messenger RNA from Camellia sinensis, 1931 nucleotides. NCBI's taxonomy places the organism in Eukaryota, Viridiplantae, Streptophyta, Magnoliopsida, Ericales, Theaceae. The record is from RefSeq and is a predicted model, not a curated record.
UUAUAGGAAUGUUACUGCUUGCCCGAAGUGUCCUUCUCAUGUAAGAGAAGAGAUUAGAGAGUUCAUGUCCAAAAAAAAGACACAAAAAGAAGAAAUGAACAUGUUGCCUGAUUUUGAUGACAUGGACAUGGACAUGGAAGAUGAAGAUGAAGAUGAUGAUGUUGUUGAGAUCAAUGUCAAUCAACACCGUAAGUUGACAAGUAGUAGCCAAGGUUCAUCCAAAUCCAAAUCCAAAUAAAAAAUGCCAAAGAGAAAAUGGCCUAUGGAUGUUUACUUCACACCCAAUCCUGAAUCAGUGGUGAAAAAUCGAAGAGACCAAGCAAAAAGGAAACAAACAAAAAUUGAUGCAAAUGACCCUUACAAAAAAGAAAUGAGAGCUCGGGCACUGCAAAGAUUUGCAAGGUUAUGAGAGUUUUGGACCAAUGAUUGAAGCCAUUGGCCAAUAUGGUCCUGGUAUGAAGCCACCGACUUACCAUGAAUUACUAGACAAGUUUGUGGAGAAAGUUGGAAAAGAGAAUGUCGUGCAAGUUAUCACUGAUAGCGCUGCAGCUAAUGUGUUGGCGGGGAGGUUUUUGGAAGCUAAGUAUGAACAGUUGUAUUGGACACCAUGUGCUGCUCAUUGUUUGGACUUGAUGUUAGAAGACAUUUUCAAGAUACCUAGACUGAAAAAGACAUUUGAAAGGGGUAUUGCAGUACAUGGCUACAUUUACAAUCGGCCUACGUUGUUAAACAUGAUGAGGCGCUAUACAAAUUUGAAGAAUUUGAUCAAGCCUGCAAAAACUAGAUUUGCAACCGCUUUUUUGACUUUGUCUAGGAUGCAUCAACAAAAAAACAAUUUGAGAAAGAUGGUCACCUCCGAAGACUGGACCUCAAGCAAAUCGGCAAAGGAGCCACAAGGUAAAAGAAUGGCACAAACUUUGUUGAUGCCUUCAUUUUGGAAUACUGUUGUGUUUGCCCUUAAGGUCUUGGGUCCUCUUGUCAAAGUGCUUAGAUUUGUUAAUACUGAGAAGAAACCUCCCAUGGGAUACAUUUAUGAGGUAAUGGAUAGGGCAAAAGAAUGCAUUGCAAGUUCAUUUGAUCAUAAAGAAGAGAAGUAUAAUGAAAUCUUCGAAAUCAUUGACAAAAGAUGGGAUGUCCAAUUGCAUCGACCUUUACAUGCAGCUGCGCAUUUUCUUAACCCAGAAUUCUUUUACCCAAAAGCGUUAGAGGUGCAAAGAGAUCAUGAAGUGAUGAAUGGGUUUUAUGAAUGCAUGCAAAGGUUGGUCCCGGAUGUCACUGUUCAAGAUUUGAUCACUAAUGAGAUGAGUAUUUAUAUGAAGGCUGAGAGUCUUUUUGGCAAGGCUGUUGCGAUUAGGCAAAGAAAUACAAGAGCACCAGCUGAUUGGUGGGCAUCAUAUGGUUCUUAUACUCCAAACUUGCAAACUUUUGCUAUAAAAGUCCUUAGCCUAACAUGUAGUUCAUCGGGUUGUGAACAAAAUUGGAGUGUAUUCGAACAUCUUCAUAGCAAGAAAAGAAAUAGAUUGGAACAACGUCUCAAUGAUUUAGUGUAUGUCAAAUACAAUAGAACAUUGAGAUUUAGGUAUGACAUGCGCAACACUCUUGAUCCCAUAUCUUUGCAAAAUAUUGAUGAAAGCAAUGAGUGGUUGCUUGGGAGGAUGGAUGGAGAAUCAGAUGAAGAUAAUGAGCCUGUGUUUGAUGAUGAUGAUAGCUUGACGUGGGCUACUGUUGCUAGAGCUUCUGGAGUAGAAGAAAGUAGCCAUGCAAGUAGAGCAACAAGUUCACGCUCAAAGGCACAACCGAGGAUAUCUAAACCAUCAACAUUGACUCCACUUCAAUAAAUAGAUGAAGAGGAAGCGGGCUCAGAUGACACAAAGGAGGAAGAUGUUGAGGGAUACAAAUCAACUGAUGGAGAAGAAGAUGAUAGUUUGCUU